ACCUAACUCUGCUACAGCAUCGCUAUCAGGGUGGUGGGUUAAAACUCGUGAUGUCUCGAGAUUAUGGAGAAAUCGAGUGCUUUGCAUUAUGAUAAAGGAGCUUUUAAUUAUGAGUAAAUGUAGCUGGCAGGACUUGAAUCCUCGUUAUCGAGAUCGAGGAGCUUUUGACUCCCCUCGGUGAUUUUUUGGUGACAUCCGGGACUCCGCGGAGUACUUUAAAAAAACAAGGUAUGGUCUUGACAUCGUAGGGGAUGAAAGAAUUUCCAGAAACCUAAAUGGAUUACUGUCAUAAAUGAUCCAAUGCUCUCUGUGAUAUAAUUUGUCAUGUUUCAGGAGCAUCCAUCCAGGAUCAAUUGGAUCUUUCAUGUACCCUGGUCGUGAUUAUAGCUUUGAUGGAAUGUAUGUCCGGGAAACUGAUCAAAACCUGUGGCCCACCUAUCAUUAGCGUUUCUAGAGACGAUCAUUAGUGGGAGUCCAUACAGAGAACUCGCUGGUGGACCAUGACAGUCCAGACCGUUCCGUUUGCGGAGAACGGAGUCCUCUCCGCCCAAUGCCAAGCUGGGGAUUCACAGCACACAAACAUGGGACAGCUGCGGAUGUUGACCUCACCACUGUUUUUAAACUUGCAAUUCGACCGUUGAGGACUAUAGGGCUUAAGAUGGACAUUGCACUUGCAAGCAAAAAAAGGCUAUUCUUAGGCGAAGAGAUCGCUCGGUUAGCCGAUUCUCGUAUCGAUCUCCGCUUUCAAGGCUACAUCGAUGAUACUUGCAUUCGAUAUUUACUGUGUAGGAAUCCCAAUAGUGACGUCUGUGAUGAAUAGAGGUAUUGAAUAAAUAUCUCGGGACUGGGCCGGAGAGACAAUGUUCAAAAGAAAUCUUGACUACUUGAAUUGAUCGCAACUGUCGCUACAUUCGGAGGCCCAUUGAAGCAGGUCUGAAUUAGAAACUCACAAUUGCACUGUCGAAAGACCUAAAGCCGAAAUGGUGAUGUUUCACAAGCGCGAAGAGUCACAGGGCUCUGGACUGGCGGGGCCAUCUGGCCCCGGAAGCCGUGGCCAGCUGCCUAUGAUCCAGAUGCCGGACAGCUUGCGCUAUAACGCUCUCUGCAUGAUGGGCGAGUUUGUGGGCACAUUCCUGUUCCUCUUCUUCUCUUUCGCUGGAACUCAGGUCGCUAAUACGCCCGCGCCGGUGCCGGGAGCGAACCCGAAUACUUCCAAUCUCUUGUACUCAUCUCUGUGUUUCGGUUUUGCUUUGACUGUCAAUGUCUGGGCCUUCUACCGAGUCACUGGUGGUCUCUUUAACCCUGCUGUCACACUUGCUCUAUGCUUGACCGGUGGUAUGCCCCCACUGCGAGGCUUGAUGGUCUUCCCGGCUCAGCUGGUUGCCGGCAUCGCUUCUGCUGGUGUUGUUAGCGCACUGUUCCCCGGUUCUCUGAACGUCGGUACCCGACUGGGUGGCGGUGCCUCCAUCUCCCAGGGUCUCUUCAUUGAGAUGUUCCUGACUGCGCAGCUUGUACUCGUGAUCAUCAUGCUGGCUGUCGUCAAGCACAAGUCGACCUACCUGGCACCCGUCGGUAUCGGUCUCACUUUCUUCGUCUGCGAGAUGGUUGGUGACUACUAUACCGGCGGUUCCCUGAACCCCGCCCGAUCCCUGGGUCCCGACGUAAUCAAUCGCAGCUUCCCCGGAUACCACUGGAUCUACUGGGUUGGUCCUCUGCUCGGGUCGCUGCUUGCGUCAGGCUUCUAUCGCCUGCUCUGCUUUGUCCGCUGGGAGCACAUCAACCCUGGCCAGGAUUACAAUGAGUGGGAGACCAAGGCUCGGAAGGACUCUAUGGGUGCUUCGGAGCGCACAGUGACCAAUCCCGGCCACUAUGGUGUUGGCAAUGGCAAUGCUAAUGGCAGCUACACUGGAAAUAGUGAUACUACCACUGGCUUUGCGCGCCCACCCACUGCCGAGACUGCUCCUGAGCAGCAAGUCUAAAUCCGAGCAGUAGGUGUCAGCAGAUUUGGAUGAUGCGAUAUUUGGUAGACUGUGUAUUUGGGUCAGUGCAAUGGCAUUCAUUGCACGGUCUUGCGUGGAUAAUAUUUGUGGGCUGAUGGGCUUUGUCGUCGGAACGGAGGAAGGCAGACGCGACGUUUGACUUUCGCAAGCUAUAUAUCCACUAUCUAUUUUGCUUUAUGUGGAUUUGAUGGCGGAUUAAUCAAUCAAUUAAUCAAUCAAUUCUCAACUCUGGCAUUGAGAAGACUCUAAUAUCCAUGAGAAGGUGAAAAGUUCUGAUGCGGCACAAUAUGCAGUCCAUAAUGUGUUUGACGUGGGCCUUGACAAGAGCUGGC
This is a messenger RNA of Penicillium brasilianum, 2332 nucleotides long. The record is from the annotation of a GenBank genome assembly. Lineage: Eukaryota; Fungi; Ascomycota; Eurotiomycetes; Eurotiales; Aspergillaceae.